Messenger RNA from Anopheles funestus (African malaria mosquito), 1384 nucleotides. Its product is annotated as angio-associated migratory cell protein. Bases 139 to 1365 code for a protein of 408 amino acids. Lineage: Eukaryota; Metazoa; Arthropoda; Insecta; Diptera; Culicidae. Gene Ontology annotation, molecular function: protein binding. The record is from RefSeq and is a predicted model, not a curated record. The transcript has 3 exons.
UUUGAAGUUCAUCUCUUCCGGUUGUUAUUGUUAUUACCCUGCCGAACCACAUGGCAGCCAGCUGAUUUGUAAUCUUGUAAAUUCCUAGUUAGUCCGUGUGUGUUUUUCGACUGUUUUAGAUACAGUGAUUUCCAAAAAAUGCGUGAAAAUACUCCUCCACGAUCGCCGAUGGAUAACAAUCUUCUGGAGCAUGAAGAAGAUGAGCUUAUUUACGUCGGUGAUGCAGAUGAGGUGCUUGAUGCAUGGGAAGCAGAAGCAAACAUUGGUGAUGAAGACGAAGAAGAAGAAGAAGCGGCAGAAAAUGAUACGGAAACGGUUUCCCUACGAACUCCCGACCGGGAUGAUGCGAAGCUAACAUUCACCAAACACACUGCUACCGUGUUCUGUGGCGACCUUCAUCCAACGGAAGAUCUGGCCGUAACGGGCGGCGAGGACGAUAAGGCGUACGUGUGGAACAUUCGCACCGGCGAGGUACAGUUCGAGGUGACGAAUCAUACCGAUUCGGUGGUGGCUGUUGGAUUUAGCCACGACGGUGUGUAUGUAGCCACCGCCGACAUAUCGGGUUACAUUCAGGUGUUUAAGGUGCAUCAAAACUAUCGCAAAGUGUGGGAGUUCAAUGUGGGUGAUUUGUGCUGGAUGCGAUGGCACAUCGGCGCCUAUGUGCUGCUGGCGGGAUGCGAUUCCGGCGAGGUGUACAUCUGGCGCAUACCGUCCGGUGACUGUAAAGUACUGCCUGGACAGGAUUGCAAAACGGAAACGGCAGAACUGACGCAUGACGGUAAAAAGCUUGCCGUUGGGUACGGCAAUGGACACUUUAAGCUGUGGGAUUUAAAAACGGGCACACCAGUCAUGGAGGUGGAUUCGACCGUUGGACACAAGAUGAACAUAACAACGGUUUCCAUCGAUCAGGAAAAUCAACUCUUUGUAACCGGUGCGGAAGAUGGCAGUUCGUACGUCAUGGGACCGAACGGUGUGCUGGGAAUGUUAAUAGGACCGAGCGAUGCAUUGCUCGAGUCGGUGCUGGUCGAUUAUCCUGGGUUUGAAAUUAAAGUCGCAGCAACCGGUACGCUGCAGGGCAAGGUUACGAUCUGGGACGUGGCAAGACAGACGAAACGGGUCGAGUGUACGGAUGAAGAACCAACCGGUAUUACAAAGAUGCUGUGGUUGAAGGAUUUUACAAUCUGUGCCGGUACGCUUGGUGGAUUGAUCAAGGGCUGGGACUUCCGGAGUGGCGCGAAACGGUUCACGCUCGACGGCCAUACGAACGAUAUUCAGGAUGUUGUGUACGAUAAGCAGCGAAACAUUAUCCUGUCCACAUCGGAAGAUCAUACGGCGAAGAUAUUCGAAGUGCCUGCAAGUCAAUAGACGGUUGAAAGUAAAACAA